This is a messenger RNA of Aedes aegypti (yellow fever mosquito), 1884 nucleotides long. RefSeq names its product retinal dehydrogenase 2. Gene Ontology annotation, molecular function: aldehyde dehydrogenase (NAD+) activity. The transcript is spliced from 4 exons. The record is from RefSeq and is a predicted model, not a curated record. The coding region runs from base 286 to 1755 and encodes 489 amino acids. Lineage: Eukaryota; Metazoa; Arthropoda; Insecta; Diptera; Culicidae.
AGCGCCACCAAGCGGAGAGCACUGUUAUAUUGGACGGCCAAUUAAAAAAAAAAGAUAAGACGUCUGUAAACAAACGCCGAACUGUUUUGGCACAUUUUUAAACAAGGGAGUGUUGUUAUUGUCCAUAAAAUCGUGCGAGAUUCAGAUAAGGGCAAAUCUACGAUAAUUCAAAUUGACUUGGGGUAUUUUAGGAGCCGGCUAGAAUAUCAGUCAGUGUUCCGGUGACAUUGAACGUGAACGUGUUUCUGUGUGUUUUUAGUUGUGUCGUGAUAAACUUGUUGCAAAAUGGCCAAUCCCAAUCAGGAGAUUAAGUACACCAAGCUGUUCAUCAACAACCAGUUUGUGGACUCCCAGAGCGGUAAGACGUUCCCCACGCUCAACCCAGCCACCGGUCAGAAGAUCGUCGACGUUGCCGAAGGAGACAAAGCCGAUGUGGACAUUGCCGUCCAAGCCGCAAAGACUGCAUUCGCUCGCAGCUCUGCAUGGCGCCAGAUGGAUGCCUCGGCACGCGGCAAGCUGCUGCACAAGCUGGCCGAUCUGAUGGAACGGGACAUCAACGUUCUGGCCAAUCUGGAGUCGCUGGACAAUGGCAAGGCGUUCGGCGAUUCGGUGUUCGACAUGAACUGUGCCAUUGACACGUUCCGUUACUACGCUGGCUGGGCGGAUAAGAUCCACGGAAGCACGGUUCCCUCGGAUGGUCCGGUAAUGACCUAUAUCCGCAAGGAGCCAGUUGGCGUCGUUGGUCAAAUCAUUCCCUGGAACUACCCGGUGUUGAUGUUGACCUGGAAGUGGGCGCCUGCUUUGGCCACCGGAUGUACUCUGGUGUUGAAACCGGCCGAGCAGACUCCACUGAGUGCACUGUACAUGGCCGCGUUGUCCAAGGAAGCUGGCUUCCCGGAUGGCGUUAUCAAUGUGGUCAACGGAUACGGACCAACCGUUGGAGCCGCCAUUGUGAAUCACGCCGAGAUUCGGAAGGUUGCAUUUACCGGUUCGGUCGAAACGGGUCGUUUGAUCACCGAAGGAUCGUCGAAGUCUAACUUGAAGCGGGUCUCGUUGGAACUGGGCGGCAAGAGUCCGCUGGUGGUGUUUGAUGACUUUGAUGUGGACGAAGCCGUGGAAAUCGCUCACAACGCAAUCUUCGCCAACCAUGGCCAGAAUUGCUGUGCUGGAAGUCGCACCUUCGUCCAGGAAGGCGUUUACGAUAAGUUCGUGGCAAAGGCCGCUGAGAUGGCUAAGGCCCGUAAGGUCGGUGAUGCAUUUGCCGAAGGUACCCAGCAGGGUCCCCAGGUGGACGAGGAACAGCUGAACAAGAUUCUGGGCUUCUUCGAGUCCGCCAGCAAGGAGGGUGCCAAGCUGCAAACCGGAGGAAAGCGUCAUGGAAAUGUGGGAUAUUUCGUGGAGCCGACGGUGUAUUCGGAUGUUACGGAUGAAAUGCGUAUUGCUCGUGAAGAGAUCUUCGGACCGGUACAGAGCAUUCUGAAGUUCAAGACACUGGAUGAGGUUAUUGAGCGAGCCAACCGCACAGAGUACGGGCUGGCUGCGGGAGUUCUCACGAACAAUCUGAACAACGCUUUGGUAUUCUCGAAUGCUGUUGAAGCUGGCUCCGUUUGGGUCAACUGCUACGAUUACGUCAUGCCAACGACUCCAUUUGGCGGCUUCAAACAAUCCGGCCACGGUCGUGAGCUGGGUUAUGACGGCAUCGAACUGUACACGGAAACCAAAACCGUAACCAUCAAGCUGCCAUCGAAGGUCUGAUGGAAAGGUCACCGACAUUCCCGGAUCGUCCCACAACGAACGGAUGAAAGUGAAAUCUUCCCUGUUCGAACGAUGAAUCGUCGUCGUUUAAAUAAAAACAAUCCGUUCGAGAUCAAUUAACGUUUAAAA